AAGGGGGGAGGGCGAUAGGUAUAACAUAGGGAAAUGUUGGUUUUACGAAUUUUUUGACAUAAGGGCAUAAUAAUAACUUGAAAUGUGUGGUAAAAUUUUCUGAAUGGUGAUAUGUUCGCCCUCCCCUUUCUUGCUAGUAAUUUUAUAUUUAGUUAUCGUUCAAUGUCUGGCCACUGUAACAAUUUCCCGAGGUUAGAAUGUUUACAUUUUACGCGGUAAGCCCUUUCACCUUUAAAUAUUGCAGAAAAAUGCAGGCGCUAUAUGAAGUGAGGUCCUUUUUAGUCUGUUUCUUUGCACGAAGGUAUCAUGACGAUUUUAUAUGAAUAUGUCAAUUAGAACUUAUUUAUUUUCACUUUGAACUUUUCAAAGCUUUAACAAUGUUUUUGUAAAAAAAAAAUGGGCUAAAAAAGACCUUUUCUCAGCAAGCUCCUGCAUCUUUUUGCCGGCCACGGAAUUGUUAGAAUCAGAAGAACUAACCUCGAAAAAUGUAAACAUUCAAAAGGUCUUUAGGUUCAAUGAUUGCCUUUUUUAUUUUGCCUAAUAUCUGAUAUCGCCAAUUUUAUUAUGUAUGUUUUCUGAAAAGACGCGAAGUUUCAUUUCAAACUGUACAACGACAACACAACAAGUUUACAUUUUUGUUUCUGUUGCAAAAAAUCAGUUCUAUAUGAUAUUGUUUGUUGAAGGCUAAAGUUUCAAACGUCCUUCAAUAUUUCACGCCUCACUGACCUCAAGACGCACGCAUCGUUGGAGAGCGAAAAUGCGCACCAAAGUUCGUAAACUUUCCCGAAGCGGUUGUGCUCAAAGUAAAAGGUGCUAACAUUUUUUUCGCUGCGGGAAACUAAAAAUCAAAGAAUUCAAAUUUGCAAGACCUUUCGUAGAGAGAAACAAGCAAAUAUGGUUGAAGGGAUCAGGUUGGAGAAUCGGAAAUUACAUCGCCACUAUCCCAUGUGAUUAAAAGCAGAAGAAGAAUUUGAAAUUAAAAAGAAGAAGUAGAACAAAUAUGUUCGUAGAAAUUGUAUAAAUGUUACAGUGUUUCCAUUUCUUUCACUUUCAUGAAGCUCAUGUGAGAAAUUUUCCCAAUGCUAUUAUUUUACCGAAUGUUUCUGUUUAUCACUUCCAUAAUGGUAGCAGCAGACGCGCGUUAUAGAAAGACACCAACAAAGUCAUCAUCAAACUUUCCAAAACUGACGGAAUUUUUCAAAAAGAAACCUGAGUUUAAAAGAAAAUGCAAACUAAGUAGAUGCGAUGUCGAGAUACGAAAAGAUUUAUGUGUGUACCGUGCCGUACCGAAAAAAUCGCAUUGUUUAGUUUUCAGAAACGCAAUUGCUGAGCUUAUCCCAGAAUAUAAGCCAGUCAUAAACAAAACGGAAUUAAAACAUUUUCAAAUGCUACCCAUUACUGAACUUUACGUGAAUACCUGCUCAAGAAAAGUGACGUUUCAAACAAACGCAGAGGGAAAGUAUGCAAUAUUCCCAAAAGUAUUUGAGAUGUCAUCCGUAGAAGCAGGUGUGUCAAUUCCCAUACCACUUGGUGAUUUUCAACUCUUUGGUGGCGGUGAAUGGGCGUUUGGUGAUACACAAAUAAAAGUGAAGUUUACAAAAGAUUCUGCUGAUCUUUAUAGUGUAAAAGGAUACUCGGUAAUUGAUUAUCUGUCCAUACAAGACAUAGCAGAGAUGUUUGAUGUGAAUAUUUUGCCGAACAGUCCAGCCAGCGUGUUAUUAAAAAAUAUCGACAUUGACAAAGCUUACAUAAGGAAGGCAAAAAUCUAUGGAUUUUUACAACCGCAACGAGGAAAUUAUGAACUAGCUUUCUCAGGUGAGCCGAUGAAAGGAUUUCAAAAUGGUCACAUUCGUGUCUUUAUCACCAAAGUUGGUAACACCAAAAACUUGGCUAUAUUACUAGAACUGCAAGAUUAUUCGCCAGUUACGUUGUUAAAGAAGAUGUAUGGUCCUUUGAUAAACAAAAUUAAUGUUUUACGAGACCGCAACCAAACGAUAGCGUUAUACAUAUCGUCCCUUCCAACUGCGAAUUUUUCCAGCACAUAUACAUCUCACGGUAGCUCCAGGUGGAUUCAUAGAGAUUCAGUAUUUGGGCCUGGCGCUUAUCUUUUAGUAACUUUACCCUUUCCUAAACGGAAAGCUUUAGACAUGAAAAUUGAGUUAUUAGCUGAUGGCUUGGGUUUCACUGUACCGGAGAGUGAGAAUCUUGCCGGGGAUAUCGCUUUAGGUGCAAUUUCACCGGAACGAAUCAUGCAUAUUGGAGUAGACACAUUAGCUCUACAUAAAAAUAAAGAUGAUAAAAAAUAUAGUAAGAUGAACAUACUAAAAUUUAAAUAUUUUAUAUUUAAUGACACGUAUUUAGCUGCUGCUGAAUCUCAUCUCUCCGUUGAAGAGGAGUUGGAGGAAUUGAUGCCUAUAGGUAGACCAGGAGCGUUACUGCAACAUCAAAACAACAUGGUGGUGCCACAGCGACGGAACAAAUUUGGUGGGAGUAAUUUAGAUGUGUUUUUCAAGCGUGAAGAAACGGAGCGUGAAAAUGACAAAAGAGAUGUAAAUAACGCCUUGGAAUCUAAAAAGAACGACCCGCUUACUUUGGCUGAAAACGAAGGUUUAUUAUAAUAUCAAUAACCUCGUUUACAGGUUAGCUUUGUUAGAAGGAGGUAAUAAGCCCUGGGAAGAAUUCUGACUACUAAUAAUAAGAUUUUUGUUUGAGAUUUUGAAUUGAGAUUUUUCACAUAGGAUACACUUCUAUGAAAAAAGGCCUAAGAAUGAAGUUGCAUUCGAAAAAAAUGAAAGCUUUAUAAAUAUUUUUAUUGCGUUGUAAAAAAAAUAGUAAAUUGUGUUUAUUUUGUAAUUUUUCGUACUGGAAUUGUAAUUUUUUAUAUAUUUUUGUACUUCAUGUUGAAAAAGCUGUGUUGGAAAA
This is a messenger RNA of Hydractinia symbiolongicarpus, 2922 nucleotides long. RefSeq lists its product as uncharacterized. The record is from RefSeq and is a predicted model, not a curated record. The transcript is spliced from 4 exons. Lineage: Eukaryota; Metazoa; Cnidaria; Hydrozoa; Anthoathecata; Hydractiniidae. The coding region runs from base 1080 to 2618 and encodes 512 amino acids.